Messenger RNA from Candoia aspera, 9122 nucleotides. RefSeq names its product amylo-alpha-1, 6-glucosidase, 4-alpha-glucanotransferase (gene AGL). NCBI's taxonomy places the organism in Eukaryota, Metazoa, Chordata, Lepidosauria, Squamata, Candoiidae. The transcript has 34 exons. The coding region runs from base 279 to 4874 and encodes 1531 amino acids. Gene Ontology annotation, molecular function: amylo-alpha-1,6-glucosidase activity; 4-alpha-glucanotransferase activity. The record is from RefSeq and is a predicted model, not a curated record. Gene Ontology annotation, biological process: glycogen catabolic process; glycogen biosynthetic process.
AGGCUUUACCGGGCCUGCGCCUCAAGGCGCUUUCUUCCUGCAAACCCUUCAGGCGGAGCUCUCGUUUGUCCAAUUCAGUUCUUCUCUGCGCAGAUUUGAACCUCUUCCCGUCUAUAGUUCUGUGCUUUCCUUCUCUCUGGAGCCCUCCCGCCUAGGCCUGACUUUGCUUCUGUGUCAAUCCCAAGCCGCCUUUGCUCGCUGCAGCGUCCCAGGGGGUCACUUCUAUCUUUCUGAAGUUAAUUGCUGCCUACAAGGGUGGAAAAGUCCGGGCAGGAAAGAUGAGCCAUGGUAAGCACACCCGGGUACUUCUUCUCAACGAUAUGGAGAAGCUGGACAAAACCCUGUUCCGCCUUGAACAAGGUUAUGAGCUGCAAUUCCGCUUGGGCCCUACUUUGCAAGGCAAGCAUGUUACAGUGUAUACUAACUACCCAGCUGCUGGAGAAUUGUUUGACCGUCACAAGUUCAGAUGCCUAACCUGGCACAACCCAACAGGAAAAGAAGAUGAUUCUGACAAAUACUGUAAAUUAGAUCUUCAGAUUUCUGGAUCAUAUCAAUAUUACUUCACUCAUGAAAGUCAGAAAGGUGGUGGAGGUUAUCUAGUUGUGGAUCCGAUUUUACGUGUUGGUACUGACAAUCAUGUAUUGCCCUUGGAUUGUGUUAUACUCCAGACAUUCCUAGCCAAGUGUCUGGGACCAUUUGAUGGAUGGGAGGAUCGUCUUAAAGUUGCAAAAGAAUCUGGUUAUAACAUGAUUCACGUCACCCCAGUGCAGAAACUUGGUCUGUCUAGAUCAUGUUACUCACUGGCUGAUCAGCUGGAAAUUAAUCCUGAUUUUUCAACCUCCAGUAAAAAAUGUUCUUGGAAUGAGAUUGGAAAACUAGUGGAAAAAAUGAAAAAUGAAUGGAAUAUGCUUUGCAUUACAGAUGUAGUCUACAAUCACACUGCUGCAAACAGUGAGUGGAUAACUCAGCAUCCAGAGUGUGGAUACAAUCUUGUAAAUUCUCCUCACUUGAAACCAGCCUGGCUUUUGGACCGAGCUCUUUGGCAUUUCACCUGUAAAGCAGCUGGUGGCAAGUACAGUGACAAAGGAAUGCCACCACUUAUUGAAAAUGACCAACAUUUGAAUUGUAUCCGUAAAAUAAUUUGGGAUGAUAUUUUUCCGAAGAUAAAAUUAUGGGAAUUCUUCCAAGUUGAUGUUAACAAAGCAGUGCAGCAAUUUAAAAUUCUUUUAACCAAAGGUAGCUCAAAGGUUAAAACUGAUCCCAACCAACAUCUUGCAAUCAUUCAGGAUCCUGAAUUUAAAAGACUUGGCUGUACUGUAGAUAUGAAUGUUGCACUGAAUACCUUCAUACCACACAGCAACAGACCGGCUGCAGUAGAAGAAUGUUGCAACUGGUUCCGCAAAAGAGUUGAAGAGCUAAAUGAUGAAAAGUUAAGACAAACAAAUUACCAUCAGGAGCAGGCUGUCAACUGUAUUUUGGCAACAGUGAGCUACGAACGACUGGCUGGUCAUGGUCCUAAGCUUGGUGCUAUAACUAGAAAAUUUCCAUUGGUUACAAGGUACUUUACUUACCUAUUUAAAGAACUAACCCUGGACGAAGAGGAAGUUAUGAUGCAUCAGCCUGACAAAGCAAGUUAUUUUAUGGCCCAUAAUGGUUGGGUGAUGGGAGAUGAUCCUCUGAAAAAUUUUGCUGAACCAGGCUCAAACGUCUACCUGAGAAGAGAACUUAUUUGCUGGGGUGAUAGUGUCAAGCUGCGUUAUGGGAAUAAACCAGAAGACUGCCCAUAUCUUUGGGCUCACAUGAAAAAAUAUACUGAAAUUACUGCCAAAUAUUUCCAUGGAGUACGUCUUGACAACUGCCACUCUACUCCUCUUCAUGUGGCUGAGUACAUGAUGGACACAGCUAGAAAAUUACGGCCCAGCUUAUAUGUAGUGGCUGAACUGUUCACUGGAAGUGAGGAGCUGGACAAUAUCUUUGUGAAUAAACUGGGCAUUAGUUCUUUAAUAAGAGAAGCAAUGAGUGCCUACAAUAGCCAUGAGGAAGGCAGGUUAGUCUACCGCUUUGGUGGAGAACCAGUUGGAUCUUUUGUUCAGCCACGUUUGAGGCCUUUAACGCCUGCCAUUGCACAUGCGCUCUUCAUGGACAUUACACACGAUAAUGAAUGUCCAAUUCAGCAUCGAUCUGCUUAUGAUGCCCUUCCCAGCUCAACCAUCGUUUCCAUGGCCUGCUGUGCUACAGGAAGCACUAGAGGGUACGAUGAACUAGUGCCACAUCAGAUAUCUGUGGUCUCUGAAGAAAGAUUUUAUGCAAAGUGGAAUCCAGCAGCAACACACUUAAAACCUGGUGAAGUUAAUUUCAAGACUGGAAUUAUAGCAGGAAGGCUGGCUAUCAACAGAUUACACCAAGAGCUGGGAGCUAAAGGUUUUAAUCAGGUGUUUGUAGACCAAGUUGAUGAAGAUAUUGUGGCUGUGACCAGACAUUGCCCUAAUACACACCAGUCUGUUGUGGCUGUUUCUCGAACAGCUUUCAGAAAUCCUAAGACUUCCUCCUAUAGUCAAGAAGUUCCCCAGAUGUGCAUUCCAGGAAAAAUUGAAGAAGUGGUUCUUGAAGCUAGGACUGUUGAGAGAAAUGCGGGUCCUUAUAAAAAGGAUGAACACACAAUCAAUGGAUUGCCUGACUAUACAGUUGAACUCCGGGAACACAUUCAGCUCAAGGAAAGUAAAAUAAUAAAGCAAGCUUCAAUUGCCACAAAAGGUCCUAAUGAAUUUGUUCAGGAGAUAGAAUUUGAAAAGCUUACACCAGGGAGCAUGAUCAUAUUUAGAGUUAGCCUUGAUCCAAAGGCCCAAGAUGCUGUAGGAGUACUUCGUAAUCAUCUAAUCCAGUUCAGUCCUCACUUUAAAUCUGGAAGUCUGCCUGAUGAUGGUUCAGAAGCUAUACUGAAAACCCCCUUUUCAGUUAUUGCAUCAAAAUUAACACUGGCAGACCUAAAUCAAGUAUUAUAUCGUUGUGAUGCAGAAGAACAAGAAGAUGGUGGAGGAUGUUAUGACAUACCAAACUGGACACCUCUUAAAUAUGCAGGCCUUCAAGGAAUAAUGUCAGUGAUGGCAGAAAUACGACCAAAUAAUGAUUUGGGCCAUCCUUUCUGCGGUAAUUUGAGAGCCGGAGAUUGGAUGAUUGACUAUGUGAGCAGUCGCUUAAUUUCCCGUGCUGGAGUUUGCUCUGAUGUUGGAAAGUGGCUGAAAGCAAUGUUUGUCUACUUGAAGCGGGUCCCUCGUUAUCUCAUUCCAUGUUAUUUUGAUGCCAUAUUAGUGGGUGCAUAUACUACACUUCUUGACUUGGUUUGGAAACAGAUGUCCAGCUUUGUUCAGAAUGGAUCAACGUUUGUUAAACAUCUUUCCUUGGGCUCAGUCCAGAUGUGUGGAAUAGGAAAAUAUCCAUCUUUGCCACUUCUGUCCCCUACUUUAAAGGAUGUCCCUUAUAGGCUGAAUGAAAUUACAGGAGAAAAAGAACAGUGCUGUGUUUCUUUAGCAGCUGGUUUACCUCAUUUCUCAUCUGGCAUUUUCCGCUGCUGGGGAAGAGACACCUUUAUUGCACUGAGAGGACUGAUGUUAGUUACUGGACGCUACUUGGAAGCAAGGAACAUAAUAUUAGCAUUUGCUGGCACCCUAAGGCAUGGUCUAAUUCCCAACUUGCUUGGCCAAGGUACUCAUGCCAGGUUCAAUUGUCGUGAUGCUGUGUGGUGGUGGCUUCAGUGUAUACAAGAUUAUUGUAAAAUCGUUCCAAAUGGCACAGACCUUCUCAACUGUCCGGUAUCUAGAAUGUAUCCUACUGAUGAUUCUCUACCUCAGCCAGCAGGCAAAACGGAUCAGCCAUUGUAUGAAGUGAUACAGGAAGCAAUGCAAAAGCACGCACAAGGCAUACAGUUCCAGGAGAGGAAUGCUGGCCCACAAAUAGAUAGAAAUAUGAGAGAGGAAGGCUUUCACUUGACUGCAGGAGUGGACAUGGAAACGGGCUUUGUCUUUGGAGGGAACCGUUUUAACUGUGGUACCUGGAUGGAUAAGAUGGGAGAGAGUGAGAGAGCUCGCAACAAAGGAAUUCCUGCAACUCCACGAGAUGGUUCUGCUGUGGAAAUGGUUGGUCUGUGCAAGUCAACAGUUCGCUGGUUACUGGAAUUGUCCCAGAAGAAGAUAUUUCCAUAUCCUGGAGUUACUGUGAAAAGACAUGGGAAAGAUGAGACCAUUACAUAUGAUGAGUGGAAUAGAAAAAUCCAAACACAUUUCGAAAAACUGUUCUUUGUCUCUGAAAACCCAAGUGAUCCCAAUGAGACACAUCCAACUCUGGUUCAUAAGCGGGGCAUAUACAAAGACAGCUAUGGAGCAUCAAGUCCUUGGUGUGACUAUCAGCUCAGGCCGAAUUUUCCUAUUGCAAUGGUUGUGGCACCUGAAUUGUUCUCACCUGAGCAUGCUUGGAAAGCACUUGAAAUGUUGGAGCAAAAAUUACUUGGUCCACUUGGCAUGAAAACUUUAGACCCAGAUGAUAUGGUUUACUGUGGUGUUUAUGAUAAUGCCUUAGACAAUGAUAAUUAUAAUGUGGCGAAAGGAUUUAAUUACCAUCAAGGACCUGAAUGGCUUUGGCCCAUUGGAUAUUUCCUUCGUGCCAAGCUAUACUUCUCCAAGUUAAUUAGUCCAGAGAUCUAUGCGAAGACUGUGUUUUUGAUUAAGAAUGUUCUUUCUCGCCAUUAUGUGCAUCUUGAGAGGUCUCCUUGGAAAGGGCUUCCAGAAUUGACUAAUGAAAAUGGUCAAUAUUGUCCCUUCAGCUGUGAAACCCAGGCUUGGUCAAUUGCUGUGAUCCUUGAGGUUCUCUAUGAUUUAUAAAAAUAGUUGUCUCUCUUGAUAAAAUUGCUAGCUUUCGUCUGGAAUGCAAAUAACAAUGCUUGUCCUAUAGUUAAAAAUCCUAUUCAUAGAAGUUGUUUAUGCCUAUAGUUCCUUGGCAACUGUAGGAGUAUGUGAGUGCUCAUCUUUUGAGAAUCACACCAUAAUUUUUAAAAUUACAAUGAUUUUAAAAUAUGCUCAAUAUAUAUCAAGAAUAAAAGUAUAGAGAAUUAUACUUUGCUAUGUUACAAACUCCGCAUAUCUUGCCUGGAGCAGAGUUUUUUAUUUCAGAGAUCUAUUGGAAUGAUAGCCCAUGUUUAAGGUAUUUCCAUAUUUUACAUUUAAAGCAUUAGAAACAUAGUGCAUCAGGCCAAUGGUCCCACGUUCUGUUCCCCAGUGGCUAAUUUUAUAUAAAUAAGAAUCCCUCAAGCAGGACAUGAAUACAAGAGUUCCCUCCCAUUCAGCAUUCCCUAGGAAGGAAUCCAGAGUAUUGUCUCUGUCCUUGGAAGUUCUGGUUAAAAUUGCUAGCAGCCAUUAAUAGCCUUAAUCCUGGAUGAACGUGUCAAAUCCCUUCCAAAAGAAACUUGGCAAAACUCUACCUUGUGGUAGCAAAUUCCAUAUAUUAACCCAACGCUGCAUGAAUUACUUCUAUCUGCUGUAAUGUCCCACUAUUUAGUGGACCCUAGAUUCUAAUAUUUAGGGGGGGGGCCUUCCUGCUUUAUCCAUGAAUAAUGUUAAUAUACCUCUAACAUUUGUCCCAUCCCCUUUCUUACCUUCUUGUAACAAAAUAAAAACUUUAAAGACAUCUUUCUAUUUUUCUGCAGUAGGGCAGAAUUUAAUUCGGAGCUAAAAUUUAGCUUUCCAUGGCCUAUAUGCUCUUUGUGGGUGUCCUUGCACUGCUCAUUCAGAAUCAUCAGAAGUCUCUUACCUUAAGGUAUACCAAAUGGAGAAGGGUACUUCUCCAUACAGUGAACCUCUAUAAAGACAUUCUUGCUUUGAAGCAUGUAAUUGUCCAUGCUGUAUAAUAAAAUCCCAAGCUGUCUGCAGUUAUAAGAGUAAAAGAAUCUCAUGGACUAAGUUUGCAUAUCGCCAGCUUUUCUUUUCUGAGAGUUAAAAAAUAAUUGGAGAUCUAUUUAGAAUCUAAUUUAAUGUAUAUGUAGAUAUAAGACUGAACUGAAUCAGGAUUGAGGGGGAAAUCAGUUGCCCCUAUGAUUAAGAGUUUUUUUGCAAAGUCUUGAAAGGAACAACAACUUUAGAUUUAAAAAGUUGACUUUCAACUAAUGUUCAAGUCACCGUGAAAGUUGUUCACCACUUGCCCAUGCAGUCAUACCAGAAUUGCUGCAUGAUGGCCACCCACAACAAUGGAACUCCUUCACUGUGGGCCCACUGUAGUUAUCUGAAAGGAGAGCCCUGAGAAUUGGGCCGGGCUGCAUAAAAGGCUUGCCAUUCUGAAGAUAUUUCAAGAAGGCAUUUACAGGCCUCACAACUUAAUGGUUGUUUAUGCAUUAGCCCUAAGUGUAACUUAUAGGAAGGGAAUUGCUGUUUAGCAGAAGGUUGGAAGAGAUUCCAGCCCUCAAUUUUUCUAAGUACUUUAAAUUAGAGCUUAGUGAAAUCAUCUGGAACUCAAUCUGUGCUAUAAUUUCACUACAAUUACUGAGCAAAGGCCAGAUUAGGCUAUGAUGUUCCUUUCUAUUGCAGGAGGAAAUGGCAAAGUUGUAGCUUAGUGGGAUGACAGUGACAGAAGUCACUCCUUUUUUAAUGCAUAGAUGUAGUACAAUUUAAUAAUACUCUUCAGUCAUUUCAGCACUGUUACUAUUGUGUUUAUUAGUAGGGCUAUCAUAUUUAGGCUUUAAAAAUCCAGCUGACCACUAGAUGGCAGCAAAAAGAAAACUGACUCUUUGCUGCCAUCCCACAGACAUCAAUAUUUUAGCAAGCCAGCUAUGGUUGCCCUUAAAACCACAUAACUUGAGUUUUCUUAAGGGCAUGUGAUGGUAGAAACAAGCCAAUAAACAGGUUAGAAAUCAUACUGUGCUGCUGUGUGUAUUGCCUUUUAAAAGGUUAUAUUUGUUUGCAUUAGUACUUUCACACUAUGAAUAAUUUAAGAAUUCUUAAUGGUUGGCACUUGCACUACUUCAUUUAAUAAGCAUCACUGUCAGUGAAUCUCAUCUAAUUACUAGAAUGUUUUCCAUUAAUAAAAGAUUAAUCCUAUUAUAACAUUUCAGUUUUGACAUUCCUAUCCAUUUUCAGACAUAAAAAUGAAUGUCUAAUUAAAAUUUUAUGUAUUUGGUUAGGGGUUCAAAAAGUUCCAUUGGAAAAAUAGAUACCAUCCCAUUUAUUUAUUUCUAUAAAAAUAUGUUUGAGGAAAUAUAAAUCAGAAUAAAAACUUAUUUGUUGGAAAUUUUACCUGUCUAAUAUAUUUCCUGGGAUUAGACUGCAUGCUAUUAAAGACAAUUGCUGUGAUCCUGUACUCAGUGAGCUGAAGGCAUAUAGCAUCUAAUUCAACUCUGUUGAUUUCAGAGUUGGCAUGUACAAGGUUUUUAUGCUAUAUGCCUGGAAACCAGGUGUGGUUCUAUUUGAGGUAACGGAUUUGGUCGAUAAUAUUUAGAUGUUAAUAACAGAGCCAAGUCGGCAACUGGCUUUAGGAUAGCUCCACCAGGUUGCCUAUAAGCAGUCAUUACUAGCAGUUGUUAGGUUUGGCCAUAUACAUUUUACGAAAAUAUAGUUAGGUUCAGAGGUACAGAUUUCUACAUUGUCAUAUUUUAGUACUGAAGCUGUAACAUCAGACUGGUGGAGCCCACUGAAAAAUGAAUGUGGCGGUUCCAGGUGUGUGGAGCAUAGAAUUGCCUCAAUUGUGGGAGUACUUGUGCACAGUUUGUUUCCCUGCAACUUCACUCCCUAGGCAUUUGUUUUUUUCUUUUCAGCCCAGCUUGGUAAUAGAAAUAAUCUGACUCAUAUAUAAGUGCUUAAAGAGGAGGGAUCUACCAAAGUUCUAGAGGUCUCAAAAUAAAAUUUUUAAAAAGUAGUCCAACACUGGGUUUUCUUUCCUGAUUUUGAAAACUCUGGUUCUUCCAGUGCCAUAUUUACUUUGGGUCAUCUGUCCAGAUUAAUGUGGACUGGCACUGAGAAAACUCCAAAAACUAUGUGUAUUAGACAACAGUCUUCAUGGCUUGGCAUUUUAGAGAUACUUGAGGAAAGAGGAGUGACUUGUUACCAGUUCUUCCAUUCUGAUAAAAUAUUGUGAAUUGCACAGUCCUGUCUGGAAACAGUAUAUACAUUUCUCAAGUUAUUUUUGGUACAACAGUGUUAAAAAUGUUUAAAUCCAUAUCAGUUGUGUGUCUGUAUUUAAGUAGUAUAUAUAAAGGCUUUAAAUUUUAAAAUUAUGCAACUCUUUCAAGAAUAACAGCAGUGUUUAUGAAAUGUUAAGCAUUGUACUUUUAACAAUUAUAAAAUUGCAUUUCGCUGUUCCUUCAUUAUGGUCUAAACCUAAUUAGAAAGAAAAAAGAAAGCUUCGGAUGAAAAUUUCCAUUCUAGUACUUAAGCAAUAUAUGAUACUAAAUGUGAGCUGCCGAUCGGAAGGUCGGCGGUUCGAAACCGCGCGGCGGGGUGAGCUCCCAUUGCUAGUCCCAGCUCCUGCUCACCUAGCAGUUCGAAAACAUGCAAAUGUGAGUAGAUCAAUAGGUACCGCUUCGGCGGGAAGGUAACGGCGUUCCGUGUCGUCAUGCUGGCCACAUGACCCGGAAGUGUCUACGGACAACGCCGGCUCUAAGGCUUAGAAACAGAGAUGAGCACCGCCCCCUAGAGUCAGACACGACUGGACUUUACGUCAAGGGAAACCUUUACCUAUAUAUAAAUUUAGUUGGCAAAAUAAUUGAUAGAGACUUACGUUAUGCACCACCGUGUUUUAUGAAACUCUGUUGGCAGAUCAAGCAAACCAUUGCACAAUUUUUUCACAGUCUACGCCAUGCCAUCAGUAUUUUGUUCUCUUUCAACUAGGGAGCAAAGCCAUCUGGAUAUCACAUCUGUACAUCUUGUUUGCCGCUUCUCAGUUCAAAUGGAUUUGUAAUGUUCACUUCAUUAGUGUUUAUCAGCCCUGAAAACAAUGCAAAAGGGAAUCAUGGAAUGGUGCUUGUUUCAUAGGAAGUGUAAUUGUUGCACACAUGAGUCCUGUGUGUCUGUCUGCUACAGCUACUUUUGUUACAUGACUAUUAUGCAGUUAUAUGUGAGUGGCAUUCAAUAAAAAUCUAACAAAGA